CUUUUCAACAUGCUGCGACUGUUUGUGCUUAGCCUGAUGUUGACCUUGGCCCUCGGCCAGACCAACUACUGUCAGCAGGGUCUGUGCAGCAGCGGGAGCACGCACAUCGCUUGCCAGAAUAGUGGAGCCUGGUCUUCGAGCUGCCCAACCAGUCCCGCGCCCUACAUCAUCAACAUGAGCCAGGAUCUGCGCGAAUUCAUGGUGGCGACCCACAAUGCUCGACGCAAUCGCCUGGCACUGGGAGAGCUGGCUGGCUAUAUUUCGGCGCGGAGAAUGGCGCUUAUGCGCUGGAACGACGAGUUGGCCAGCCUGGCGGAGCUGAAUGUGAAGCAGUGUGUGCGCCAGCGGGAUGCCUGCCACAAUACGGACCGAUUCCGCAACAGCGGCCAGAAUAUAGCCCUCUUCGGCUAUGAGGGUGAGGCGAGCUCUCGAACGGAUCAGUAUCUGCUGACGCAGGCCGUCACCAACUGGUGGCAGGAGCGGGACAAUGCCGACAUGGCAGUCAUCGAUAGUUAUCCCAGCAACUGGAGUGGAGAUUCCAUUGAACGCUUUACUCUGAUGGCGCAGCAGCGGAAUAUUGCCUUGGGGUGUGCUGCCGCCCGCUUCUUCAAGAACGGCCUCAACCAGUUCCUACUCGCCUGCAACUAUGCCGUGGACAAUGUCGCUGGCCAGCCGGUCUACGUGAGUGGCCCAGUGGGCGCAGGUUGCCAAACGGGCAUGAAUGUCAAUUAUCCUGGUCUAUGCAAGUUUGCCGAGGACUUUGAUAUAUAA
This is a messenger RNA of Drosophila montana, 771 nucleotides long. Its product is annotated as antigen 5 like allergen Cul n 1-like. Lineage: Eukaryota; Metazoa; Arthropoda; Insecta; Diptera; Drosophilidae. The transcript has 3 exons. The record is from RefSeq and is a predicted model, not a curated record. Bases 10 to 771 code for a protein of 253 amino acids.